Nicotiana tabacum (common tobacco) is the source of this 847-nucleotide messenger RNA. NCBI's taxonomy places the organism in Eukaryota, Viridiplantae, Streptophyta, Magnoliopsida, Solanales, Solanaceae. The record is from RefSeq and is a predicted model, not a curated record.
ACUUAUAAUACUCCCUCAAACCACGUAUAGAGAAAGAGAGAAAGUGAGAAAUUAAGAGAGAAAAUGUGUUUGAUAAUAUAUGGUUGUGAUGCAGAAGAAAAAGAGCUAGGAAGACAAGCUGCAUCUGGAGCUUGCCCUUCUUGUGGUGGCAAAGUUCAGGCUGUUGAUGUUGAGAGUCGUUGGAGGCUUUGUUUCCUUCCCCUUUGCUUCAUUAUCAAGAGAAAAUUUCAAUGUACUCUUUGUUCUAGGAGUUUAGUCUUGUAUUCUUCGUGAACGAUUUUCUUGGGCCGAAUGUUUAUCUGAAACAAUCUUUUCACCUUACAUAAGGUAGGGAUAAGAUUUGCGUAUGCCCCAUCCUCCUCAAAUUACUGGGUAUAUCGUUGUUGUCGUUGUCGUAUUCUCUCUUUUCCCAAUUCCACGAGGAUGAGUUCUUCACUUCUUCCUCUUCCAAUUAAUUCCUUUAUUCUUUUUUUGGAUUAUUGGUGAUGUUCAAGUCAACUUGCAUCUUUUUUUUAUUGUACCUGUUACUUUUCACUUGUACAAUUACACAGUAACCCUUUUUUCUUCUCGCUGAGAUUUGAAUCCUGAUUUCUAGUGGUUUUCACUCAUUUAAUUGACCGCUAGGUCACACCGUUAUUGCUAUUCUGGUUUCCGUUUUAGGUUAUUAUGUUUUUGUAAAUACAGAGAGAUAUGUCUCUCCUUUUUUUGUUCUUUGCAAGUCUCAUUGUAAUUUCAAGAUGUAUGGUCAAGCACUAUUCUUUAAUUUUUUGUAUAGGGUGAGAGAUUGAUUUCCGCUACAUUUUGAUUGAUAUAUUAUCAAAUUUUAAUAUCACAAUAUUCUGAAACA